AUGGGGGGAGGUAGCGGCGGAUGGUCACGCGGCCAGUGCGGAGGAUGGCAGCUGGAGGCGGCCGGCGUUGUGCAGCGCAGGAGGCGGGUGACGACCGGCGGUAGGAGGAGGGCGAACGAUGGUAGCAAAUGGCGGGCGGCGGACGGUGGUAGCGAAUGGCGGGCGGUGGGGGGAGGCGACAGCGAACGACAAUGCAGCCAGUGCGGAGGACGAUGGCUAGAGGUGGCUGGCGUUGGGCAGGGGCAGGAGGCGGGCGAUGGGGGGAGGCCGAAGGUAGCCGACUUCCGACAGUGGCAAGAGGUGAGCGACGAUCGAUGGUGGGAGGGGGGCGGCGGCGGCGAGAGGCGGGCGGCCGGCGGCAGGAGACAGUGGCCGGUGGCCGACGGGUAG
Messenger RNA from Syzygium oleosum, 390 nucleotides. Its product is annotated as transcription elongation factor SPT6 homolog. The record is from RefSeq and is a predicted model, not a curated record. The transcript has a single exon. Lineage: Eukaryota; Viridiplantae; Streptophyta; Magnoliopsida; Myrtales; Myrtaceae. The coding region runs from base 1 to 390 and encodes 129 amino acids.